AAUGAAACAAAACAGGAUGGACUUCUUGCAAGCAAAUAUUUUUUAUUGGCAAAUGCAAUUUUUUCAAUUGCGAGUCCACAACAAACCAAUUUACGAUGUAUGCAGAUAACUUUUUAUAUUAGCAAUUAAUAACCCAUGUUGGUUAAAUUAUGGAUUCCAUUUCUCUUAUUUGAAAUGGAUAUUUAAAUAAUAAUAAAAAUAAUAAUAAUACAAUAAUAAUAAUAAUAAUAAUAAUAAUAAUUCAAAAAAAUGGAUGUAUUAAAGAAAUAUUUUUGUCCACGUUUAUUGGAUUACAUAGUGAUUGCGGGUGCUCGUCAACCCAGUAGGAACCAUGUCGUACAGACUCCUGAGUUACUCAGAGUGUAUCCAUCUGAAGAUCAUAAAGACUUUCCUCUUCCACCUGAUGUAAUCUUCUUCUGUCAACCAGAAGGUUGCAUCAGUAUGGGUCCAAAAAGGAUANGAAAGAUCUCUCAGGAAAGGAGGAGUCGGAGGGAAAUUGCGAGAAUCCGAUUUACCUUUUCUCAGGAUAACAAAAGCUCUGAUUCAGCCUUUAGCGAACAGGUUCCUAGACAAUUAUAUUUAAAUGAUUCCGAUCAAGACUCAAAGUCUCCAUCUCCAAGAGCACAUAAAAGACAAAAAGUCAAAAGUCAUUCAUUAACAUCUUUAUGCAUAAUUAGUCAUCAUCCUUUUUUUUCUACGUUUCGUGAAUGUCUUUUCAUCCUUAGAAAACUCAUAGAUGCAUCCAAUGAACGUACGUCGACAAGAAGAAUAGGCGGCUCUCGUCAAAGCAGGGAAUCUGUCUGGAGUGCGUUAACCGGAAAGAUAUCGGAAACAACUCCUGCAAUAAUUCUUCAUGAUAUUCGUGAAUUAGAAAUGUGGAUUCUCCGUUUGCUCAGCGCCCCUGUUCCAGUGCCUGGUAAAACAAGAGUCGAGGUGGAAAUACUGCCUAAAGAUAUACAGCCUGCUUUAGUAUUUGCUCUUCCUGACCGAACCCGAUUUUCUCUGGUGGAUUUUCCCUUGCAUCUUCCUUUAGAAUUAUUGGGUGUCGAUACGUGUAUGAAAGUAUUGACGUGCAUAAUGAUGGAAAAUAAGUUAAUAUUACAGUCUCGUGAUUAUAAUGCCUUGUCGCUGAGCGUAAUGGCUUUUGUCACUAUGAUUUAUCCUUUAGAAUAUAUGUUUCCUGUUAUUCCACUUUUGCCUACUUGUAUGAGUUCUGCUGAACAGGUAAGUAAUUAUAAUAAAAAUUUUUAAAUUUUAAUUUAAAAUUUUAUACAGUAGAGCAUCGAUUAUCCGAAUGUCGAUCAACCGAAACGUCAAUUAACCGAAAGCUUUCCAGUCGGCAAAUUUAAAUUUCUGCUAGUGCUGUGGCGCUGCAAUCUUUGGCUAUGUCUUGGGUUACUCCAAUGUUAUUUCUGUUGGUGUGCGUGUGUUUUAGCUGUCAGCACUGGCACGACCAUGAGAGGGUACUUAAAGGCUGCUAUACACCAUGGGUUAAUCCUUUGAGACUGCCUGUCCUUGAGGAACUUCCGAAUUUCUUAUCGCCCAAAAACG
This is a messenger RNA of Centruroides sculpturatus (bark scorpion), 1551 nucleotides long. Its product is annotated as MAP kinase-activating death domain protein-like. Gene Ontology annotation, biological process: regulation of apoptotic process; regulation of Rab protein signal transduction. NCBI's taxonomy places the organism in Eukaryota, Metazoa, Arthropoda, Arachnida, Scorpiones, Buthidae. The record is from RefSeq and is a predicted model, not a curated record. Gene Ontology annotation, cellular component: cytosol. Gene Ontology annotation, molecular function: guanyl-nucleotide exchange factor activity.